AUGGAAGAGAAGGCUCGCCGGGAUGCAGAGGCUUCUGCUGCUGAGAUGGAGCGUCUCCGACAGUCUCGUCGAGAAUGGGUUGAGGCGGCUGUUACUCAAGUCUUCGACUCGAUGAAUGAUUGGUAUGCUCCUCGCCUUCAUCGCUUAUCAGGGUUCGUCGCGCAGCGGGACGUAGUCGAAGCGCCCGUAGGGAGGAGACAAGUCGACGAAGCUCUCCUUGACUUCGUGAAGAAGAUCUGGGGAGUAGACCUGAACUUCGACGCAAUGGAGGAGAAGCUUGCGGCCAAGCUGGCGAAGAGUAUCGCGGAUGGGCAAGGAAAGUUUAAUUGGGAUCCUACUAUCAAUGGUCAAGUUCAAAGUGAGUUUAAUAAGCUUGCUGCUUAUCGUUUGAGAGGUAUGAUAAGUCAUGCAAAGAGGACUGGAGUCAAACCAGACUGGAUUUUGAAAGACUAUUGGACCAUCAUGGUAGCUUAUUGGGCAACACCAAAAGCAAAAGCCAAUAGCGAGAAGGCUCGUAAUUCUCGAUUGUCUGAUCGCAGUGGCUUGGGUCCACAUUCCCACAUAUCUGGUUCACGUUCCUAUGCCAAAGUUCAAGAUGUUCUGGAAGCAAACAAUGAAGAUUACUCUUUCAUUGCUGUGAUGAAGAAAGCUAAUCAGAAGCCUGAUGGAACAUACGCUGAUCAACGAGCACAACUGGUUGCAGAGACUUAUGAGGAGCUUCUACAAGAACACUUGAGACAACUACAAGCUUCUGGUCAAGAGAAUGUGACAGCUGAAAAUCUUGACAUACGUGUGAAAAAUGAGAUUUAUAUCAAGGCUGCUGCUGGUGCUCCUGGGUCUUCUAAACAAAGCCCUGUCUUUGGCCUUGGAGCAAUAGGUGAGGGUUUACCAUCAGUCGAUGCUUCUCCAAGUGAACCCCAACCUUCUGAAGUAGAGAUGAUAACAAAUCGGAUGCAAGUAAUGGAAACUGAACUGCAACAGAGCCGUGAAGAAAAUCAGGAGAUUCAGAAAAGACUUGAAGCUAUGGAGAAAAUGGUUGAGUCCUUUGCAAGUCAGUAG
Molecule: messenger RNA, 1059 nt
Organism: Microthlaspi erraticum
Lineage: Eukaryota; Viridiplantae; Streptophyta; Magnoliopsida; Brassicales; Brassicaceae
Source: the annotation of a GenBank genome assembly